This is a messenger RNA of Hibiscus syriacus, 812 nucleotides long. Its product is annotated as rho GDP-dissociation inhibitor 1-like. Bases 61 to 786 code for a protein of 241 amino acids. Gene Ontology annotation, cellular component: cytosol; cytoplasm; membrane. The record is from RefSeq and is a predicted model, not a curated record. Lineage: Eukaryota; Viridiplantae; Streptophyta; Magnoliopsida; Malvales; Malvaceae. Gene Ontology annotation, biological process: Rho protein signal transduction. Gene Ontology annotation, molecular function: Rho GDP-dissociation inhibitor activity; protein binding. The transcript has 5 exons.
UCCCUGCAAGAUAACUAACCUGCUUUGCUUAGGGCUAGGAUCUAAAGAAAAGAAUAGAAAAUGUCUUCAGCUGUUGUAGGAACUUUCUCGGCAUCCAAACAAAUUGGUUUCAAGGAAAAAACCGAAAGUGAAGAAGAGUCGAGAGAUGAGAAGAACAAGAAGUGUGUUGAUGAUGGUGUUGUUGAAGCUAACAACAACAACGAUGAUGAUGAUGAUGAUAGCAAGGUGAAAUCAGAGAAGGAAUUGGAUCUUGGUCCUCAGUUUUCUCUCAAAGAACAGCUUGAAAAGGACAAGGAUGAUGAAAGUUUGAGGAGAUGGAAAGAACAACUUCUCGGUAGUGUCGAUAUGUCCACGGUCGGAGAGAGCAAAGAGCCCGAAGUUACGAUAUUAAGCCUAUCGAUCCUAUGUCCGGGGCGACCGGACAUAUUGUUGUCGAUUCCAUUCGCUUCGAAACCUAAGAGCUCUCUGUUUAUGCUAAAAGAAGGAAGCAAGUAUCGUCUCAAAUUCACCUUCAGUGUCUCCAACAACAUCGUCCCCGGUCUCAAAUACACCAACACUGUUUGGAAAACUGGUGUUCGAGUGGACAACACAAAGCUAAUGUUGGGGACAUUUAGCCCACAAAAGGAGCCUUAUACAUAUGAAUUGGAAGAAGAAACUACUCCAUCUGGCUUGUUUGCUAGAGGCUCCUACUCUGCAAGAACCAAGUUUGUUGAUGAUGAUGGCAAAGUGUAUUUGGAUGUGAGUUAUCACUUCGAAAUCCAGAAGAACUGGCCUUCACGUUCUUGAAAACACUUUAUCUAUUAGAAUAAAAA